AUUCCUUCAUUCGUCUGUUGGCUCAAUGCAACUUCUUUCUACACACAUGUAUCAACUGAAUCAUCCCACCACUGGAUAAUUCACUGGUGAAAAGAAAGGAACUCACUUCGUCCACUUUCAUUGUUGUUUGCUCUUCCAAGUUGAAAGGUACUUGGAGUUUAUUUUCGCAUCGUUUCAUCACGACACGUAAAACAAACUGAUUCUGAAUUGUCGCUGGUGAGAUAUUGAGGAGUUGGGUGGAAUGGAUAAACUGGUGGUUGUGGUGCUUUUGAGUUUGUGCCAGGUGGUGAUAUCGAUGUCAACUUGGGAUGGAUGUGGUAAUCGAUUGGAGAGAGCCCUGGACUCGAUGACCAAGGAGGGAGUCCGGAGGAUUCGACAGGAGCAGGAUGAUCCUGGGGUGAUCUAUCAGAGGAGCUUGACAUCAGCUCCACUUCUUAUGACGGUUACCAGAGUUGCUGUCAAGUUGCCACGGGACGAGAGCAGAGGGAAUUCCUGGGCUCGAGUGGAACGCUGUCAGUUCGAACCGACGAAUAAUUCCCUCCGGAGUCGAGUAAUGCUGAAUGACCUGACGAUAUCGGGUCUCGUAUCCCUGGUGCCCCAGAAGAAACAUGCACCGAUGAUGGGUGAGUCCUGCAGGAUGACCCUUCGUCUUCGUCGCGCUGGUAUCGAUUUCAUGACGAGUCCCAUCGCUCGAACCCGGGGACAGAUGCGAAUUCGCACCGAGUCCAGCUUCCUGGAGCCAAAAUUUGCGUCGAUCUAUGCAUACGGGUGCAGACCAGUGAGUCGUGUCGACAGACAGAUAAAACGUCAGGAUAAACCACCAUUUGUCCAAUCAGAUGAUCAUUACGAGGCACCUGAACCGAGAACCGAGGAGUUACGAAGAUCGAGGGAGGACAGCAUUCAAAUUGCCAAUGAGAGCACGUCCUCAGGCUUUACCUACUCGAGGUACGAUCUGUCACUCACUAGGAGUCAUCCUUGGGUUACGAAACUCCCGGAGAUGAGGAGGAGGAAGAGGUCCAAUGUCAGUGCCACGGAUUUUGAUGAUCUCGAUGGAGAAAUCAAGCAUCAAUUCCUGGUUGACGACGAGAGAGGAGCAAUUGACUGGCAGUCAAAGGAGAAUGUAGCCAGGGAGAUGGAGGAUGUGUUUCUCAGGGGAGCCAGUGAGGCAUUGACGAAGUACAUCGAGAGACAGCUGCAUCCUGCCAUUAAAGAGACACUCAUGGUCUCCAUGGGGUACACCAUUAGCUAUGGAUAAUUUGGAGAUGAAGAUUUUUGU
Messenger RNA from Fopius arisanus, 1276 nucleotides. Its product is annotated as Transcriptional regulatory protein rtcR. Lineage: Eukaryota; Metazoa; Arthropoda; Insecta; Hymenoptera; Braconidae. The transcript is spliced from 4 exons. The record is from RefSeq and is a predicted model, not a curated record. Bases 242 to 1255 code for a protein of 337 amino acids.